CUUGAGGCGACCAUCGGAUCUGCCUCCUUACUGACACCGACAGCUCUAGGCGCCCACUAGCUUGUGUGCAGACUGAAAUGUGGAUUCUGUAUCCGCUGGACUUCCCCAAGUGCUGCGGCCGCUUCGCCUUCGAAGAUCUCUUUGAUCUCAAGAACGUCUUCCGGCUGUCCGAGGCCAGCAAGAGCAGAGAUGUGUUCGUUCAGGCUGUCAACCUCGGCCAGCCGGGGGCCCUGCGCGUCCUGGACGAGGGCGCGGCCUACCUGCCGCAUUUGCUGGCGGUCAUCCAGGCGAUUGAUGCACCCAUUGUGCCCAAGGCCGCCGCCUCCUCGCGAGGCGUCAAGAACCUCCGCGUGUCUGUAAGUAAGAUGCACAGGGGGCAAACUAACGACCAUGCAUGAAUCCACAUCAUUGAGUGGUACGCGGCGGUGAUGCGUGUGUGUUUGUGUGUGUCGGUCAGUGGCGGUCGUUCCUGAACACGCCGGCACAGCCAGUCUUCAAACAGUUCCAGAGGUCGGCCAGACAGCCAGGCACUCACCAGCCGCCUUGUUCACCUGUGAGUGACGUGUGUGUGUGUGUGCGUGUAUGUGGCUGUUGGUUGGUGCAGCGUCCGUCAGGCGUUGUCGUACGAGCUGACGAUGGUGCUGUGCACUUUGGCUGCUGCCCAGAUCGUGCAGGCACAGAGGGGGCUGGCUGAAGCACAGAUGGAGGACAUCCCGGAGGGAGCCAUCACGGUAGGCACGACGGACGCACACCUCACACCUCACACCUCACUCAUUCCACAUACAAAGGAAGGGAUCGAGGAGCUUUCUGCAUGUGUAUACAUGUGUGUGUGUUGUGUGUGGCCAUCCAUCUCAUCGAUCUGAUCAGUCUGCGGUGUCUUUUUGUGCCAAGAGUGCCGGCCUCUUCCAGCACGCACAGGAGACCACACCGGUAGGUAGUGCACUACAUGCAGCACUUGACGGACGGACGCGACAGACACCUGACCUGAUGCACCUCACCGCACCUCGACUGACACAGACAGCAUCCAUUCAUUCAUUCAUUGAUUCUGUGUGUGGGUGUGGGUGUGGUUGCGUGUAUGUUAUGUGUCCCCCGGAUGGCUGGUGUGUGCUGUGCUGUGCUGUGCCUACCCUACAGGAGUCGCUGCUGGAUCAGAUAGAGCUGGUGCAGUGCCCUGAGGUCUACCCGAAAGUCCUUCAUGGGUACGUUACCACCACAGUCAGCUUCCACUCAUUCCUCUCCACGUGUAGUGAGUGUAUGUGUGUCGUUCUGCACGGCAAGUGUGAUAUAUGGGUGCCACCGAUGGGUUCAUUCAUUCAUUCCUGGCUGUGCUAUGCUGUGCUGUAUGUGUGUGUCUAUGCUAUGCAGGAUGAUGGCGUAUGCCCAGAUGUGCACGCAGCAGCUGAGCUACGAGCACGCGCGGCGCAAGGGCAGCGUCAACCACACCUUGCUAGGCAAAAUCGCCCUCUGUGUGGGAGACCUUUCGGACAAGACACUCGCAGCACUCAGAAGUAAGUUGCUCACACCACACCACACCACAUCACACCACAUCACACCGCCCUAUAGCAUAGCCGGCCGCUGUCUGUCUGCAUCUUUGCAUGUCCUGUGUGCGGUUGGUUGGUUGGUUUGUAUGUCCGUCCAUUCAUUAGGUGUGCCUGAGGGUAUCUGUGGAGGGUUGGUCAUCCAUCUGCAGGGGUGCUCGUCGCUCUACCGGGCCAUAGGCUGGAAACACAUCGCCAUGGCCGAGUGGGAGAAGGAAGCUUACGUACGUCAGUCAGCAAAGAGCGGAGCGGAAGGGACGCAGCGUAUACGCCCAAGCCCAUGAUUUGCGUGUCUGGCUCUGCGUGUGUGUAUGUGUAUGUGUGCAGGGCGUGGCUGUGACGUACGUCAAGCAGGCCAGCGCUUAUGUUGCCAAACGUAAGGAAGGAGUCGCCAAAUGCCUCCCAGGGAACGAUAACACAUUCCUUCUGGCCGGCUGCGUGCGGAUGUCAGUGCGUCAAGGCCUUGCUGCUGCACCGCUGCCGCACCUGCGGAACAUCGUGGACAGGUACACUCACAAACACACACACGCACACACAGACACGCACACACCCGGCAGACAGGCAAACAAGACGCUGCCAUUUGUCUACCGAUUUGUCUGCCUGCCUUGCCGUCAAUAGAGAGGUGGCGGAGGUCACGGCCGUGUGCAACGAGUAAGCAACAACACGGCGCCCACCGACACACCAUGGUGGCUGGCAACCCAUCACCUCUCAAACGUUUGUGUGAAUGCAUGGCUAUCCAUCCCCCUCCUUGUCUGUCCGUCUGCAGGUAUGAGAACGACAACAACAAUGUGUAUUUCGCGACCGCCCCGCGCUUCUCGUCGCUGGUACCCGUCCACGGUGCCUUUGUCAGGGGGCCGGAGAAGUUCGUCGAUCCCGAGCCAGCCUUCACGCCCGACAUGCUCAUGGAAGACAACAAGGAGGACCCAGAUGCAGCCAAGAGGGGCGGCGGGCUGUUCGGACUCUUUAGGAAAGGCAGCGGCACCAAACCGUGAGUGGAUGAAUGAGUGGCAUAUAUCCGUGUCAGUCAAUGCGGGAUGGAAGACCAGCAAGCUGCAUUGCAUAUGUAUGUAUGUCAGUGUGUACUCAUAUACAUAUACGCAAGGUGCAUGCGAUGCAAAGCUGUGUGUCUGAGCGUUUUUUCGUCCGCGCUUCAAUUUGUGUGUUUGGUUUUUACAACGGUUGGUUGGUUCACACAGACGAUCGAGAGGAAGGCAAGGCGCGCAUGGCAUCACAUGACAUGAUGUGGUGCCGUCAGUCAAAUCAAAUCAAUGACCUGUGAAAG
Molecule: messenger RNA, 2820 nt
Organism: Vitrella brassicaformis
Lineage: Eukaryota; Vitrellaceae
Source: the annotation of a GenBank genome assembly